GGCGAGGGCAGUGGGAUUUGAGUUGGAGACGCUGUGAACGUGGACACAGGAUGGUCAUCCUCGGAACCCAAUCCGUCGAUCUCGGUGGUCCGGCCCCGCAAGGUUGGACGCGGCUUGUACGCCACGAAAUGGUCGGUGGAUGGCGAUUGAAGGACGACGAGCUCACUGCUUCCACCGCGGUGAAGGAUCGGGCAGGAGUCCCGCCUGAUGGAGGCGCUGGAUAUCGCUAUCUAGCGCUGUACGCCCGCUUCCCGGAUGAAGGCGUGGGGGACGAAUUGACGUUUCCGAGGAACGCGGAGAUUCGCGAGGCGGAGGAUUUGACCGAUGAGUGGAGUAUAGGCGUUUUUGCUGGGAAGGUGAGGUUGUUUCCGAGGAAUCAUUGUCGGCGGAUUUGAGGUGCUGGCGAGAGGCAGGAGGGACGGUGUGCGUGGAAUGCGCUGGGCUGAUCACGGGCCACAAGCGUACGAUAGAUGCAUGGUGCUUGGGCAUCGGCAGGCUCAUGACGAAGCCAGCGACGACGCACACGAUGAAGACGAUGAUUACGAUGAAGACGAAGACGGCAAACACAACAGAAACGAUGAAGACAAUGAACACGAGAUACAUCUCAUAUGCUCUUUUACGAUAUGCUCACUCACCGC
Molecule: messenger RNA, 638 nt
Organism: Zymoseptoria tritici IPO323
Lineage: Eukaryota; Fungi; Ascomycota; Dothideomycetes; Mycosphaerellales; Mycosphaerellaceae
Exons: 1
Coding region: 51-395 (114 amino acids)
Molecular function (GO): protein binding
Source: RefSeq, a predicted model, not a curated record